CCACUGGCUCAUUUUGCUGGUGGUGCCACCAGCCCAGCUGCAGCUGGUGUCCAUCCAAGGCCUUCAGCCAUCCCCUGGUGGCACAGAGCCUUCCUCACUCAUUCAGUCUCCCUCUCCUUUCUCCUCUGUCUUCUCCUGGUGUUUCUUUCCAUUUCCACAGUUAAACGUGUUUCACCCCUGCCCCUUCCACCUGCAGCUGGAGCCCGCUGGGAGGGAAGGAGGCACUGAUCUCACAUCAGCAGCCCCAGGCUGGCAGCACCGCCCUGGGCACCAAGGAGGGGAACAGGCCAUUGUUCUGGGGAGCCUGCAGCCCCCUCCACACUGCUCCCUGCAUCCCCCUGCCUGCACCCUGCCAGUUCCCUGCCUUUUCACCCCAUCCUGUCCAGCCCAUCCCACGAGGAUGAGCCUCUUCCCCACCCUGCCAGGUGCAGCAAUGCAGGAUGUGCCCAACUCACCCCAAUCCAGCUCAGAGGGGCCACAGUUGCUGUGGCAUUAUCUUGUCACGGCCUGGGAGAGCCUUGGCACCAUCCUGGCACUGUCCUGCUGUGCAUGGCCAGGGCAAGGAUGGGGACAGUGGUCCCUGUGCUUGGCCCAUGCCUACACGGCACUAAGGAUGGAGCCUCCAAUAAGCACCACAUGAGGCUGUGCCAGGCUGCAGUGCCACACCACACCAAAUUGCAGCACCCCAUGCUGCACUGUGCCAGGCCAUGCUGUGACACACCUAUACCGUGCCAUGACAUUCCAUGCCAGGCCACAGUUCCAUCCCACACCACACAGUUCUAUGCCAUGCUGUGCCACACUGUACCAGGCUGAACCACACCAUACCAUGCCAUGCCAUGCCAUAUCAACAUGAACCAAACCAUGGUAAAACAUCUCACACCAUGCCAUGUCAUGCUAUGCCACCAAGAGCCACGCCACACUGUACGUUCCCGUGCCACCCACCCCAUACCAUACAGUGCCAUGCAGUGCCAUUCCAUGCCACACAGUGCCGUACCGUGCCGUACCGUACCGUGCCGUGCCGUGUCAUUCCAUUCCGUGCCGUGCGGUGCAGCGGAGCGGGGCGGGGACUGGGGCAGGUGUUGCUCCCCCCGCUCCUCCCUCCGCUCAAGCCCAGACCCGUCCGUGCCCCGGCGCAGCAGAGCCGGCAGCGGCGGCGGGCCCAGGAUCUGCCGCCAGCCCAGACGGAAAAGAAAGGAAAACUGGCAGAGGUGCGCAGUGAAACCAGCUGGGGCGGGAGCGAGGGGCCCCCGCGCCCCCCCCCGCCGCACCCCUACCACCUUUGAGCCCUUCAAGAGUGUCACCCUUCCCCCGCCCCGCGUUGUCCGCACCCUUUAUUUAUGGGUCCCGGCGCGGCAUGGGGGAGGCAAGUGACACGGACAGCGGGAUCAUGCUGCACUCGGGCCCCGACAGCCCGGUGUCCCCGCCGAAGGAGCGGGUGCAGGCGGGGCGGCGGCAGCAGCAGGCGCUGGAGGCGCGGCUCGACGGCUGCGUCCAGGAGCUGCGGCGGCUGUGCCUGCGGGAGGCGGAGCUGACAGGGACCCUGCCCCGCGAGUACCCCCUGAAAGCCGGCGAGAAGCCCCCCAAAGUCCGGCGCAGGAUCGGGGCUGCCUUCAAGCUGGAUGAGAUUGUCGUUCUGCGUGGGGUGGACCCUCUGGAACGGGAGCGGGCACUGCAGCUGCAGAUUGCCGAGGCCUCCCGCCGGCUCUGCCACGAGGAGAACAUUGGCCGGCGGGUGCGGAAGAGGCGGCAGACGGCGGCGCUCCGGGAGGAGCAGAAGCUGCGGGACCUGGAGCAGGUCCUGAUCCAGCGGCGGCUCCUGGCAGGGCAGCGGGACACAAGCACUGCCGAGGAGCUCAGUGCCUCCGACGAGAGCUCCAUGUCUGACGCCGGCCUGCUGGAGGAGGAGGACACACGGCCACCAGGACCUGCCACCCCACGGAGGUCCCCAUCUCCAAAGGACCCCGCCGAGGAGGAGGAGGAGUCAGGGCUUCUGACGGCCCCCCCCACUCCCUGGCAGGAGACCAGCCUGGACAGACCCUAUGAGAGGGCCAAAAAUGCCAGUGUGGACCCUGAGGAUGGGGAAACCCAGAGCUCCCAGUGCUAUCUUGGGUCCCUGAUGGCUGCCCCCGCCAGCUCCUUGGCCCCCGGCAGCCCUGACCCCACAGGCUCCCCAGCAUCCAGGACAGGGGACCCUCCCUACCGGUUCAUCCCCAUCCGGACCCUGGUGCUGUGCCAGCAGGCGGGUUCCAGCGCUCCCAGCACCCCACAGCCAUCAGGACGGCGGGCACAGACCCAGUCCCUGAGGGUGGACCCGUGCUGGCAGCCAGCCGAGCCGCGGGGCCGCAGCGUCGCACCCCGCCGGCGCCCCACCUACUACACGGUCACCGUGCCCACCUCCUGCAUCCUGAGCCCCGGCCCCGCGUGCCGCUCUGGCUCCGAUGACAGCAUCUCCGACCUCUCCAGCAUCUCCCACGCCACCUCCCCGGGCAGCAGCAGCCCUGACGUGUCCUUUGCAGUUCCGCUGCCCCUUACCGAGCCUGGUUACCACCCGCGAGGUGCCCUCCAGUUCCUGCCGUCCGCUGGCCCCCCGACUUUCCUGUACGAGCAGGAUCUGGCCCCGCUGCGGUACCAGCGCCUGGUGCCCUCCCGCAGCCGCAUUGUGCGCACGCCCUCGCUCAAGGACUACGCGCCCGCUGGGGCCCGGGGGCUCUCCAAGGCUGCCGUCACUGAGGAGCUCAAGUCGUGGCACCAACGUGCCCAGCUGAGGGGUGCCCGGCCCCACUCCCUUGACCGGCAAGGGGCUUUCCGGAGACCCCAUGGUGGGACCACUAGGGAGGGGCCCAUUGCUCGUGGAGUCCUGUCACUGGUUCAGGGCCCCCCGGUGCAGGUGCUGCGACGCUCAGCAGCCGGCGUGCCUGUGCAGGUCUACGUGCCCGAGAACGGUGAGAUCGUCACACAAGUGUGAGUGCCCACACCCCCAGCCUGGGGCAGGGGGCACAUCCUGGCUGGCCCAGGCACGGCGGGGAUGUCUCACGCCUCCCCACCCCGGCGUGGGGGCACGGGUGGGAGCCACGGCAGGGUGGCAGGGGCUGGCCCCCACCCUGUGUUCCCUCACUGGCACUGCGAUGCUGAUAGGGACACUGUGACCCCGAUGCUUGCGGUGACCUUGGUGUCACCACGAUCCUGAAUUUGAGGUUCUGGUCUCUAAUAAAGGUGCUUUUUGGGAUACGUCA
This is a messenger RNA of Corvus hawaiiensis (hawaiian crow), 3233 nucleotides long. RefSeq names its product innate immunity activator (gene INAVA). The transcript is spliced from 10 exons. The record is from RefSeq and is a predicted model, not a curated record. Bases 1355 to 2965 code for a protein of 536 amino acids. Gene Ontology annotation, biological process: adherens junction maintenance; positive regulation of protein ubiquitination. NCBI's taxonomy places the organism in Eukaryota, Metazoa, Chordata, Aves, Passeriformes, Corvidae.